Molecule: messenger RNA, 1721 nt
Organism: Rhodofomes roseus
Lineage: Eukaryota; Fungi; Basidiomycota; Agaricomycetes; Polyporales; Fomitopsidaceae
Exons: 7
Coding region: 86-1633 (515 amino acids)
Source: RefSeq, a predicted model, not a curated record
CGGUCUCUCUGCGGCCAUCCUCCUGCCUUUCUACUCCCUCGUUGCAACCCUCUCGGGCCCUGUCUGGCCGCUCUACUUCCCAACCAUGACUUCCCGGCGCCAGGCUGACCUCGAGGACCUCCGCGUAGACAUGCACCACCGCACAGAGUCCAGCGAACCUUUGUUGUACGACUCUCCCUCCUCGCCGCGGACACCAUGGUCGCCAGCCUUCUCAUUCCCUAAGCCUAAACCUCUCCUCGCUAAUGCCUCCCUACGCCGUCUCCUCAUUAUCGUUGCAUCGUUCUCCAUCAUCACUAUCCUCGCGUUCGCAUCCAUCUCCUUGCUUUCCGCAUCUUCCCUUGCUAUCGAAUCCGUUACACAUGCCGACCCAUCACCGUCGCAACCAGAGGCCCCCCAGUCUGAUGCCGUCCUGUAUGACAAUGAUACGACCCCAUACUCACCGUAUGUUCUUGGACCACCGACCGAGAGUUUCCGCGACAACCUACGCGACGAUGUGCAGUACAUCACAUCCUGGAUCUCAGCUGGCUGGACUAACGACGUCAUGACCUACAUGAAUCUCAUUUACCUCGGCGUCAUCACAAGUCGCGUCCCCAUUGUUGGGAUGUUUACAGCGUCCCAUGUCGUGGGAGGCGAGAACGUGCCGUUCGGCGAUGUAUUCGACGUGCCGCGCUUCAUCAACGAGUCUGGUAUCGACAUCCUGGAAUGGAGAGAAGUCAAGGAUCCCGAGAGCGAGGUUCUCGAUGACAUCGGCUGCUGGAACGUUUGGGAGGUGACAAAUCCUUCGGAACCGCAGCCCAGAGGUAGCUGGGUUCCGUUCCAUCUUCGCCUAGACAUCUCCUAUACCCGUGCUCCGGAAUGGGUGAAGUUGAUCCCGAACUACGUCCAUAGCAGGUCGGCCGCGUUCUGGCAGCUGGCAAGGCUAGCCUUCCGCGAAGAACUCGAACGCCCAGAGAAUCUCGUGUCAAACCUCCCAUCACCGGAGCAUCAGGUGCAGCUGCCCCCUGAUGAGCAGGUGGUCUGCUAUGACUACCUGUACUACGUUGUUGCGCAAAGGGAUGACGAGUUUGAGCAUGACUUUGCCCCCGCUUGGCGAUUCGUUGGGGCGUACAUGCACUGGACUCCGGAACUCCAAGAGCUCGCAUAUGCUUACGUGCGACGGGCUUUCGGUCUUGAAGAUGGUGCUGAAGUACCUCCUUACAUUGCCAUACACCAACGUCAUGGUGAUUUCAAGAACUGGUGCACUGACCCGGACAACACGGAGGACUGCUUCGCCCCGAUCUCCGUCAUACAGAGGCGUGUUCGGGAAAUUCAGGAUGAGAUCAGGUUGCGCAAGGGUAUAGACAUACCGGACACCCAUGUGAUCCUCACUAGCGACGAGAAGGACCAGGCUUGGUGGGACGAGGUGACUGCCCUCGGAUGGGUGAAGAUUGACCAUGACGCCUGGGAGACCGAACAGAACUACGGAAAGUGGUACCCUGUAUUCCUCGAUGCAGCGAUCCAGUCAAGUGCCAUGGGCUUCGUCGGCACGGACCGCUCGACUUAUUCGACAGUUUCACGGCGGCGCGUGGAAGAUUGGCAAGAUGGCGCGACGCGUACGAUCAAGUGGGGCUACAAGGGUGCUGACGACCACUAAGGCCGGAGGCUGCGAGUGGUCGCCGAAGACCCGUCUCAGGGUGUCCGACCGUCGUGCCUGUCGGUGCUCCUCAAUCGCAAUGCAGUUG